Messenger RNA from Glossina fuscipes, 886 nucleotides. Its product is annotated as peroxiredoxin 1-like. Gene Ontology annotation, cellular component: cytosol. Gene Ontology annotation, molecular function: thioredoxin peroxidase activity. The record is from RefSeq and is a predicted model, not a curated record. The coding region runs from base 188 to 772 and encodes 194 amino acids. Gene Ontology annotation, biological process: removal of superoxide radicals; response to oxidative stress; hydrogen peroxide catabolic process. The transcript is spliced from 2 exons. NCBI's taxonomy places the organism in Eukaryota, Metazoa, Arthropoda, Insecta, Diptera, Glossinidae.
CCGGCAUUUAUUUGCGCCAUUUGUCAGCAAAACAAACUGCAAUAAGUCUGUUGUUACAAAAAGUCGUGCCAUUUUAAAAGUUCCAUUUAACGCAGACGGUUCAAACUAGCAUUGACUGCGAGUGCACUGAAAGGGAAAAUAUUUUGCAAAUAUUUCCAAGAAAGCAUAAUCAAAAAACAAUUGCAGGAUGCCCAACUUACAGCAACAGGCUCCCGAUUUCAAAGGUCCCGCGGUCGUCAAGGGUGCUUUUCGUAACAUUAGUUUGGUAGAUUAUCGCGGCAAAUAUGUCGUCUUAUUCUUCUAUCCCCUGGAUUUUACUUUUGUCUGCCCAACUGAAAUUGUGGCUUUUUCGGAUCGCGCUGAUGAAUUCCGUAAUAUUGGCUGUGAAGUAAUUGCUUGCUCAACCGACAGUCAGUACACACACUUGGCCUGGGUUAAUACACCACGUCGCCAGGGCGGCUUGGGUGAAUUGGAUAUUCCAUUGUUGGCUGACAAAUCGAUGAAAAUUGCACGUGAAUAUGGUGUUUUGAACGAAGAAACUGGUAUACCAUUCCGCGGUCUAUUCAUUAUUGACAAAAACCAAAUUUUAAGGCAAAUUACCAUAAACGAUUUGCCAGUGGGACGCAGCGUAGAUGAGACAUUGCGUUUAGUGCAGGCCUUUCAAUUCACCGACGAACAUGGUGAAGUCUGUCCGGCUAAUUGGAAACCCGGACAAAAAGCUAUGGCCGCAGAUCCCCAUAAGUCCAAAGAGUACUUUGCGGCCACUUCAUAAAUGCUGUUGCUGUACUCACGCUAAUGAUCGCCUACAUACCGAGAUAGCUGAAUAAUGUUAAAUGCAAAUAAUAACCAACAUUUAAAUAAAGGGAGAAACAAAUCAAGAAUUACA